This is a messenger RNA of Penicillium bovifimosum, 1827 nucleotides long. Its product is annotated as amino acid permease. The record is from RefSeq and is a predicted model, not a curated record. Gene Ontology annotation, molecular function: amino acid transmembrane transporter activity. The transcript is spliced from 9 exons. Gene Ontology annotation, biological process: amino acid transmembrane transport. The coding region runs from base 1 to 1827 and encodes 608 amino acids. Lineage: Eukaryota; Fungi; Ascomycota; Eurotiomycetes; Eurotiales; Aspergillaceae. Gene Ontology annotation, cellular component: membrane.
AUGUUAGACAAAACGGAUUCCAGCGCCGUUACCUACAGAGGCGCUAUUCACGAUGUCGAUGGGGACAUGAAAAAUAUCUCAUCGGGGGAAUCAAGUCCAGCAGAUGAAGAGACAGCGAGGGAUCCCAUGGCUGCCCCAUUGAAGCGGCAGCUCAAGUCCAGGCAUCUGCAGAUGAUCGCGAUUGGAGGUAUUAUCGGACCUGGUCUGCUCGUGAGCUCCGGAAAUGCCUUGCACGAGGGUGGGCCUGCGGGAGCUUUGAUUAGUUUUUCGCUGGUCGGUAUUAUCGUCUUCUUCGUCAUGCAAUCGCUGGGCGAGAUGGCUACUUUGAUACCUGUGACUGGGUCCUUCACUGAGUAUGCGGGGCGCUUUAUUGAUGACUCUCUUGCAUUUGCGUUGGGUUGGGCCUAUUGGUACUUAUGGGUUACUGUUCUCGCAAAUGAGUACAACGCUAUAUCACUAGUCAUUGGAUAUUGGACGGAUGCCGUUCCCCAAUGGGGGUGGAUUUUGAUCUUCUGGGUGAUGUUUCUUACGCUAUCGAAUCUGGGAAUCCUGGCUUAUGGCGAGAUGGAGUUUUGGCUCUCACUUAUCAAGGUAUUGGCCUUGGUUGUCUAUUUCAUCCUCGCGAUUAUUAUCAGCGCAGGCGGAAUUGGACCACGCGCUACUGGCUUCAAAUAUUGGCACAAUCCCGGAGGGUUUGCAGAUUCGAUCAAUGGUGUUGCGAAAACCUUUGUUGUUGCUGGAACUUUGUACGCUGGAACGGAGAUGGUCGGCAUCACAGCCGGAGAGUCUAAGAAUCCCUCGAAAGCAGUACCAAAGGCCAUCAGACAGGUCUUUUGGCGUAUAUUGAUAUUCUAUGUCGGUACCAUAUUCUUCAUUGGGAUGCUCAUUCCGUGGAAUGACGACAGGCUGUUGGGCUCGACUUCAAAAACAGCCAGCUCCCCCUUGACAAUCUCACUCGAGGAUGCCGGAAUCCUCCCCGCUGCCCACCUCAUCAAUGCCUUGAUCGUGAUCAGUGUUAUUUCCGCAGGAAAUAGCUCCCUAUACGUGGCAUCGAGAACAGUGCUUUUCAUGUCCCGUAAUGGGAAAGCUCCCAAGUUCAUUGGCCGGACAAAUCGCCUCGGCGUCCCAUGGGCCGGAUUGGUAUUCACCAAUGUCUUCGCAUGCAUUGUGUUCCUGGGACAGUCGUCCAGUGCCGGGAGGGUCUACUCCGCAUUGAUUACUCUUUCUGGAGUGUCUACCUUUAUUGUCUGGUCAGUGAUCGGAAUAGCGCAUAUAAGAUUCCGCAAAGCCCUGGUCGUGCAAGGUGAAGACCCGUCGAAAUUACCAUACAAGGCGCUUUUCUAUCCGUGGGGUACAUAUCUCUCGCUGGCAGCCAAUGUCUUCCUCGUUUUCUUCCAGGGAUAUACUUGCUUCCUCAAUCCGUUUAGCUCGACGGACUUUGUGAUCAACUAUAUUCUGAUCCCAGUGUUCGUGCUAUUUGUGAUUAUAUACAAGUUCUGGAACAAGACUCGGCUGGUCAAGUUGGAGGAAAUGGAUAUUUGGACUGGUCGCAGGGACCACGUGGAUGUUGAGGAGACUCAGACCGCGAAGAAACCGCGGAAGUGGUGUAGUCCGAUUACGAAUAAUUUGAAGCUGCCUUUCGAUAAUGAAACCCUGGCUGUUAUCGAAUUGGACAUAAUCUACUCCACGGAGAAGAUGGCCGAAGCUGGCAAGGUGCGAUGGACAACAGACGAAGACAAAGAGAUCUGGUCAGCACGCAGCGGGCCGGGCACGAUAGUCCCAGAGAUCUGCACGGAAACCGUCGGUACCGUCGGGGCGGGAGUGUAG